UGUGUUUAGUCAGUAAAUCAAAGAUGGCCGCCGCAAUGGCUGGUCCUGUCACACAUUCGACCGCAGAAUGGCUCGUAGAUAGAGCGAAAGACAGCCUGAAACAGGAUAAAUUCUACGAGGCGAAAUCGUGGCUUCUCACGGCCAAGACUCUCUACCCAAGAAACUUUUUUAUUCAGCAUGAGGCGUACAACAUUGAACGAAAUGCGAGACGGGUAAAGGAGGCUGCAGACCUGUUUUGUGAGAUGUUUGAGCAGUUUCCAGAUGAAAGUCCUUUGUGGAAGGACAUAUUUCACAUCAUUGGUGCCUUAGAGAAUGAUAAACCAGAUGUCAAGGGGGAAUUUCUCAAAGACAUGUUUAACUGUCUUCCUGAGCAUGUGCAGAGGGAAGCUCUUCUGCAAGCUUCUGGACGGUGUAAAGACUGCAUUGAAAAAUGCUGUGUCAUGCUGCUGUUGCUUAGAAGGUUCCCCGAUGCCAUUCCCAAAAAUGGGACAACUCUCACAGACAUUCUGAUAGAUGCUGAGCAUGCUGAGUACCCAACAAACCCUAUCAACUCCUAUCGGCGGCUUUUAGUUUGUGAUGUGCUACCACAUCUUCUUGCAAGUGAUGGUAUCAUGAUAGAAUCAGAAUCCUCUGGUCAGGAAGGGAGACCUGUUAUUCCACUUCAGCUGGUCUACAAAUGGCUUGAGCUGUCAAUCCAAUUUUAUGCCUUCUGCGGGACCACGCCCCAGUGUUCCCAGGAUUCACCAUUCCCAGCAGAAUCCACACCUGUAUCUACACCCAGUAACAUCAAAGAGAUCAUUGCUCAUGUUCAUGAGGGGAGGGGUCCCUGGGGGGCCAUGUAUGACAUGUUUUGUCUGAUUGCCAAGAAAUGUAAUUGGACAGAGGUCUCCAUCGUGAUAGACCAGCUGGAUCCACUGUUGCAUAGGAGCACUAGAGAAAGGUGGGCAUGCCUACUGGGUAUUCACCAAUGGCUUAAAAAGACAGCAAAGCAUGGAACAGGGGAAAAAACGAUUGAUGAAGCAAGAGAGAAAGCUGGGCUCUUCUAUGCUAUGAUCAUUAUCUUUGUGCAGUCUGUCUGGGAGUAUUGCAAGGCCGUUAAUAGGAUUGACACAUCAGGUAAUCCAUGCCUUACAUCAGGUCCUCGGUUAGUUCUUAUUGAAGAUGUUGGGGCCUCAUUCAGCGAGAGCUUGUCUCCAGGAGAAACAUCAAAUAGCGGCUCUGCCCCUAAAAAGAAGAAAAAGAAGAGUGGGACGUCUCCCUUGUCUCCUAAAGAAGAUAGCAGAUCAAAACAAACACCUUCUGUUGUUGUGAGCAAAAGCUGUGGGAGCAUGAGUUCAAGUCUUGCUGAUGAAUUUGUUGUGGCAGUGGACUCAUGGCAGAUUCUCAAUGUUCACACAGAUUACAAAACAGAAUUUAGUCGCAUUCUCGAGGAGUGGAAUGUCGACCAAUGGUUAUGGAUGGACUCAUUCAAUAUGGACAGAAUGAUAUACAAGGCCAAAUACAAGAAAGUAGUGGAGUUCCUAGAACAGCAAAAAAAGUUCUUUCAAUCCCCAUCAGCACCGACCGCCCGGCUUACAGAGCUCCAGAUAAGGUGCAGCCUUCAACUUUCCUGUUGCUACUUUUACCAAGAAGAUUAUAAGAGUGCGUGUGCCGAAGUGCUGGAUGCAUUGAAGAUAUUUCCGCCAUCAUUAUCACCCAACUCAGCCAUGGCAGAAUGCAAGACCCUGAAGCGCUCUACUUCUGUUACACAAGGAGCAAGUGGUCGAGAUGUGACGACAUGGGGAGCGUCCACAGGUCGAUUUCUGCAGCUCAUUCCUUGCACAGAAUCUGAAGUGCUGUCAUUUUGUAUACGUCUGCUCAUAACUUGUUUUAAGCUACGCAUUUCCCAGGAAAGCCGCACUAGUAUCAGUAACUUGUUCCGGCACCUGAUUGUACUACUACAAUAUGACUGGCCAAGAGAAGAGACCACAUUCUAUGAAAUGCUGGAAAAGAUACGUGCAAAUGGAGGACUGACAUAUCGUUCCUUUUUCGACUAUGUUGUCAACAUCGAUAUGCUUGAAGAGUUUGCACACAUGAACAAUGAAGGAAUACUCAAGCUCGACUUCCUGCCCAAGUCCUCCUCUGCUACCAGAGCUCGUACCGUGACAAGAGGUGUGAACAAAGGCGUGAAGGAGGAUUUCCGCUCCGCUAUGGAGAAACAAGUCAUGCGCAGCGAUGAGAGCAUUGAGCCUCUCCUCAAGGGCUUCUUUGAAGAAAACCAAAGCCACAUCGUCAAGUUGAUGAGCCCGGCCUCCACAUCUUAGGGACGCCUUUUUUGUAUUGUGGUGAAGAGAAAUUAGGGGGGGAGGGGUUCGUCGGAUUAUGCCAAACUGAAAAAAAGAAGUUUUGAAAAAAUAAACAUUUGUAAAAUACUGUAGAAUUCAAAUAAAGUAUUGGAAGCAUG
This is a messenger RNA of Nematostella vectensis (starlet sea anemone), 2443 nucleotides long. RefSeq names its product integrator complex subunit 10. The record is from RefSeq and is a predicted model, not a curated record. Bases 24 to 2303 code for a protein of 759 amino acids. The transcript has 21 exons. Gene Ontology annotation, biological process: snRNA processing. NCBI's taxonomy places the organism in Eukaryota, Metazoa, Cnidaria, Anthozoa, Actiniaria, Edwardsiidae. Gene Ontology annotation, cellular component: integrator complex.